CCUAGGUAUGCUUCACUUUAUGACCCAGAAUUUGAAGCUAUUCAGAACUUAUUGUUAUAAACGCAGAAUUAUCCAUUUGAGUUGCGGGACGUGAGUUUUGUCCAAAGGAAAGCCACUCACUCCAUUUACAAAUCCAAACCUUCAGCGACCCCCGUCGCUGGCGCUCGCAACCAUACCUAGGUAAAUGCGGUGUCCUAGGGAGGAAGUAGAACUCUGAAUCACGUUCAUCAGUACUGCGGAUUCAUUCGUGGUGCUAUCCAAAUCUCGGCCCGCCUAACGAGAACCGGGCGAACAUCCCAACCACAAUUUCUUAUCUUCCCCAAGACUUGAAGCUCCUCCUAUUCCAUCCCUCCCUUCACCCACCAUGGCGUUCUCCAUGCACAGUCACUCCGGACAAUUCUGUCCGGGCCACGCAAAAGAUGUCCUGGAACAGAUAAUCCAGACCGCCAUCGCACGGGGAAUGACAACCUUCGGCCUAACCGAACACAUGCCACGAGACUCAGAGAAAGAUCUAUACCCCGAAGAAGAAAGUAUCGCCCCGCUCGCACCCCGCCACCAAGCCUACCUCCUCGAAGCGCAACGUCUGCGUGAGAAAUACGCAGACCAAAUCACCCUCCUAAUCGGCUUCGAAGGCGAAUAUAUCCGUCCAUCCUACGGCCCCUUCAUCAAAGAACUAGCAGCCGAUCCAGCGGUGGAUUAUUUCAUCGGAUCAGUGCAUCACGUCCACGAGAUCCCCAUUGAUUACGACAAGAAACUGUAUUCCGCCGCGCGAGAAAAAGCGGGAGGAAGCGACGAGAGGUUCUUUGAGGAUUAUUUCGAUUUGCAGUAUGAGAUGUUGAAGGAGUUGAAGCCGAGGGUGGUGGGGCAUUUUGAUUUGAUUCGGUUGUUGGCUGAGGAUCCGGGGCGGGAUCUGAGGGAUUGGAAGGGGGUUUGGGAGAAGGUGGAGAGGAAUUUGAAGGUCAUUGUUGAGCAGGGGGGUUUGAUGGAGAUUAAUAGUGCGGGGUUGAGGAAGGGGUUGAAGGAGCCGUAUCCGAUGAGGUGUGUAGUGGAGAAGUAUUUGGAAAUGGGUGGGAUGUUGACUUUGAGUGAUGAUAGUCAUGGGAUUGAUCAGGUGGGAACUUGUUAUGCGGCUACGAUUGGAUAUAUAGAGAGUUUUGGAGUUGUAGAUGUUUGGACGCUGGAGGGGAAAGGUGGGGUGAGUACGAAGGAGGUUAAGGUAAAGAAGGUAGCGUUGAAAAGUGUUAGAGAGACUUUUAAGCCAUAGAUUACACAUUAGAUACUAGAGUUCCUCUCCUCCAACAACCUGCAAUGUAGAGUUUCCCAUAUCGACACCAUUUGAGUCCCCAAUAUAUACACGAACAGUGUUACCAUUUCCAGAAUCCUUCAUAUCAGUCCCUUCUCCUUCCCAGACUACGGUAACAUUAACCACAUUCGCUCCAUUUCCCAUCACAUAAACUUCCACAGUAUUAUUAUUCCCACUCCUUGCCAAAGUGCUAUUCAAGCUUCCACCCAUAAUAUUGAGGUUGACGAUAUCUCUCUUGUGCUCCUCUCCAUCUUGAACAGUUCCGUUCUUGGUGUGAUUUCCAAACUUCGGUCG
This is a messenger RNA of Mollisia scopiformis, 1597 nucleotides long. Its product is annotated as histidinol phosphate phosphatase H. The coding region runs from base 365 to 1264 and encodes 299 amino acids. Gene Ontology annotation, biological process: L-histidine biosynthetic process. The transcript is spliced from 2 exons. Gene Ontology annotation, cellular component: cytoplasm. The record is from RefSeq and is a predicted model, not a curated record. Gene Ontology annotation, molecular function: histidinol-phosphatase activity. Lineage: Eukaryota; Fungi; Ascomycota; Leotiomycetes; Helotiales; Mollisiaceae.